Messenger RNA from Bactrocera tryoni, 1840 nucleotides. RefSeq lists its product as uncharacterized. The record is from RefSeq and is a predicted model, not a curated record. The coding region runs from base 174 to 1145 and encodes 323 amino acids. The transcript has 2 exons. NCBI's taxonomy places the organism in Eukaryota, Metazoa, Arthropoda, Insecta, Diptera, Tephritidae.
UAAAUUGAAAUUUUUCUGUAACAAAAAAAUAAAAUAAACACAAAGAGAAAAUUAAAUAACAAAAAGGCGAAAAUUCGUAUAAUAUUUCAUCUUCGGCGUGAGAAUUAACUCUGCUCCCACUUGUGACUUGUGACUUUCGCAGUUCAUUCAAAUACUUUUAGAAUAAUUUGAAAAUGGCUUUUGAAAAACAACGCUUCAUCAUCGGCCUGUGUUUGCUUUUGCUGCACUCGGCAGUUACCGUUACGUGUUCCAAAGCGGAUGUUCAGGCAGCUGUAAAGGAGACGAAAGAUGAUGCAAAGAAAGCUGAAUUCCCCGAAGAGGAUGCUGAUAUGCUAAUGGAGCCAAAUGACUUCACCCCAGUUACCGUUCUGCGCUCACAGGAACAGCAAUUCCACGUACCACCCACCUACCAGUUCCGCCCACUACCAUCCAAUCCCCAUGUCGUGGCACGUUCCGAUGUACAUCCCAACGUUCCACAGCCAACGCCUGUUGACUCACACACACAAGCUGCACAAAACUACUAUCCACCUUUCUUCCGUGAGGCGCCACCACUGGGCCACUCACGCCCCUACUUCCCCAUACCCGAUAGCCCGGUGAUACCGAAAUUUGCAGCGCCACAUCCCGAACAAGUGCCACUAGGUCCAACACAACGCAGCUUUGAUCCCACUAUUUUAGGUUCCGGAGACUUUGGCGUGCUGCGCGGCGGCACUUUCUACCCCGAGGAGGAAAUGCCUUAUCACACCGAUGAUAAUAGCGAUUUCAAUCAAUACUACGGCGAUGCGAAUGGACACGGACGCCCCUCGAACGAGGAAUUCGUGCAGAAGUAUACCUACCCCGAAGAGCAAUUUGCCGAUUUUCGUGACUUUGCCGAUAUAAAUACGCCGGCCGAUUCGGCGUUUUCGCAGUUUGUUGUUGUUUAUGCGGCGAAAAAUUCAACCAAGCCAAGUACACAUCCACGUCCGAAGAACAUUUUUGAGCAAUUGGAGCUGCUUGAUCGCGAGAAGGAGCAAGAGGAGAAGGAGGAAAAGAAGCGACGAGCGAGCAAAUCCAAAUCGAAGCUUUCCAAAACGAAAUUGCAAAAGAAGUAUAAGAAGAAGACGAGUCCCAAAGACCUGGACUAUGAGCCGCUUUUGGCCUUAAGUUAAGCUGUUAGUGGUAGGGGUGGUUAAGCAAAUUGUAGUAUAUGACAUUAUUUAUAAAGUAAGUGAAAGAUGGCAAUACAGUUAAACAAAAACUACGAAAGUAAGAAAUAAACUUUGGCAGAAUACAUGCUGAACAGCAUGAAACCGUUAAUGCGAGCGUGGCAGUUAUCAUAUUCAUUAUUUUCUUCCCUUUCAUAACAUUCAUUGUACAAAAUAGUUUCAUAAAUGUUGUUGAUAACGGUUCGAAAUGGAGUGCGCAUUUAAAGUUGGAUGCUGGACGUAAAACCUAAUUCAAUUUGGAAACCACUUAGUGCCGGCUAAUGCCUUAGUUGAGGACUAAUCAUUUGAUGAAACUUGCUCACUGUCGAAAAUGUAUUUAUCAAACUUUCACUUAGCAUCGUAUUUUAUAUUACUUGAAACCUUUUCAGUAUAGCCGAGCUCAAAUAUAGUUACAUAAUAUGUAUUUCAUACGUUUAUCGCUCACAAUUUUCAUGAAGCUUUCAUUUUGCAGCAUUUCAAAGCAAUGCUAGGAACGGAAGCUUCGUUUACAAUAAUGCCAAGAAAUUAGUUUAUUUUUCAAUAACGGCUCAUUUUCAUAACUAAUGAUUUCUGUUUCUUAUUCAGAAACUUUAACCUAUCAUUGAACCUUAUUUAUCUAAAUUUUGGUUCUACGUAACUUUCAAAAAUGUCAUUCAACC